GACAGCGAACUUCUGACAUUCAACAUCUCCCGGCACCAGUCGUGGUGGAGCGAGAAUGGCCCUGGCUGCGUGAGGAAGGAGGCUCCCACGCCGGGCAUCAAGGGCCUGGACAGCCACUCGUACGUGUCGGUGAUGGGCUGCGCGCUGGAGCACCGCUACAUCGAGGUCGUGCACAGCUCCUUCCAGAUCCUCAUCGCGCUGGUGGGCUUUGUCUACGCCUGUUAUGUUGUUAGUGUUUUUACAGAAGAAGAAGACAGCUCAGUAUCUACCUUUCAAGUACCAGCUGUUUUUACUAUGAGAUUUUUGUCCCUGCAUCAUUAUGUGUUGGGUGCUGUAAUCCUGUUACUCUUUCAGCACAGGAAA
Tinamus guttatus (white-throated tinamou) is the source of this 363-nucleotide messenger RNA. The record is from RefSeq and is a predicted model, not a curated record. Lineage: Eukaryota; Metazoa; Chordata; Aves; Tinamiformes; Tinamidae.